GGCAGAAAGCCGGUAAGUUACACUUGGAAACUAACAAACACAUAAUAACACAGAGAACGGACAGACAGCAGAAGACAGAAGGAGUCACGAGAGGAACCCUCGAUCUGUUCUGCAGGAUUUCAGCUGAACCCGAGACCAGCUGACUGAGCUCCUAAGCUCUAGAUGCCGACCGACAGCGACAGAGACAUGGCCAUACCUCGGAUGUUUAACUCCAGCACACCGUUCAUCAUCGUGGCCGGCGGAUCUGAGCUCUCGAUUCUCACCAAAGUGGACGACAACCAGGGAUGCGAGGAGGAGAAGGACUCGCUCGUCCAAGCCAUUGGCCCCCAUCUGAGUCGAGUGAUGCAACGCGGCACAGCCAAGCAUGUUGUCACGCAGGGGCGUGAAGUUUCCGAGGAGAAUCCGUGUGUUUCUAUAGUCGCGCAGGCUGAGCAAGAAGACUUCCAGGAGUUCAGCCCGACUAACACUCAGUGCCCCUACUCUCAGUCUCGCCACCUCCAAAAGCACAGGACUCUCAGUAAGGAAGCCGCCUUUGUGAUGGACUCAGAUGACGAGAACUUUGAAACAGCCGCCAAAUUCCCGCGCUACCAUCUCCAGAGAAAACAGCGCUGGAAAACCAGAACCACACAGAGCCUCGAGGAAGGGGAGGAGCCUCCUAUCAUCCAGGGUCUGUGGGUGCAGGAGAUUGAUUGGCUGAAAUCAGCAGACAGAGAGACGACUUCAUCAGCUGAAAUCAUACCUCCUCCUCCUCAGUUUACUGACUCGGCCUCAGACCCCUGCAGAGACUCGUGCAUGUGUGACAGCUGCAGCUGUCCAGACGUUUGUGACUGCGUGAGGAGAUCAGAGGAGGCGUCGCCGUCAGAGGACCAAUGCAGAUCCGUAGAUACAGAAGACACAUCCAGCACCGACCACAGAGGAGGCUCGGGCUCUGACACUGACUCUGUUCGCACUCAUGAAAGUGACUCAGACUCGUCUUACGACGUCGACAUUGGCACACAAGGCAUCAUGUCGACCUUUGACCUCAUGUAUGUGUCUGGAUUUACCCCUUCCUCCCAUGCAGGAUGGAAUUCUGACUCUACAGGAAGUGUGCAAAACCCAGUGGGAAAUUCAGAGUAUGCCCACAGCCUCAGCACUGAGAAUACAUCCCAGUGCUCCUUUGGGUUUGAUGACAUGAGUGACACAGUACUUUUCACCACAUGA
Messenger RNA from Oreochromis aureus, 1200 nucleotides. RefSeq lists its product as uncharacterized. The transcript is spliced from 5 exons. The record is from RefSeq and is a predicted model, not a curated record. Lineage: Eukaryota; Metazoa; Chordata; Actinopteri; Cichliformes; Cichlidae. The coding region runs from base 163 to 1200 and encodes 345 amino acids.